AUGGAUGACAUUAUUACCGAUGGGUUAAAUGGAGUUUCUUUGAGAGAUCACUCCAUGGCCAGUGACCAUUGGUUUCUGGUGGCUCUGAGUAAGAAAACAUUACACAUAUACAAAUUCUACCCGAAAACAGCUACAAAUCCAGGUAAACAAAAUAGUGUGAUCUUACUUCGUUUUUUAGUGGAGAAGCUGGAGCUGUUCAGGGAGUAUUCUGACAUUUCAAAGUCAUUUGUUAGCAAUAAAGGGAAUCUGGUCUGUUUAUUAAAAGAAUCGUCCAAUUCCAUUCAACUCACUGAACUUGAAUCUUCCAAAGUGCUCAAAUCUCUAAAUCUACCCAAUGAUUCUGUAUUAAAGGAGGUGGUUUUUAGUCCCUUGGACACAUUUUUAACAGUUUUAACAUCAUGGUCCCAGUCAAAUCCGAACAAUCUAGUCGUGUAUAACCUUAAAGACCCCAAUUAUUCCGUGGUUUUGUCAUUACCUUAUGAGAAAUCGUAUGUUGUUAGCAGAUUUCCAACUUGGACUCAAGAUGAAUCUUUUUGUAUUUUAAGGGUGAUGGAUGAAAUAAAGGUUUGGAAGAAUAAUGAUUUUUCAAAGUUAUAUUCUAGUUUUACAGUAAACUUAACCCCUGAAUCAGUCACAAAUGAUACUACUAAUUCUCCGCCAACUGACAAAACUGAUUCUUUACCAACUGAUAAAACUAAUUCUUUACUAUCCCGUGGAAAUAAUUAUUUAACAACUGAUAAAACUAAUACCUUACCAACCCGAGUAACCAAUUCGUCACCAACCAGUAAAACUAACUCGUUACCGAGUGGUGCAACAAUAUCACUAUCGCCGCCAAACGAUAAGGGAUUUUGUUAUAUAGGAAUCUUCGCGUCAAACCAGGGCAAAUUUGACCGCGGAGUUUUAAGAAUUUAUUCCACAACACAACUAGAAAAGCCGAUUUUUAAUAAAGAAUUCGACGCGAGUGAAGAAGGAGAACUUUUUUGGAACAGCAAAGGCACGAGUGUGCUUUUUAGAACCUUUGCUAACUCCGUUAAAGGGCUCGCAUCCUACUACGGAGCAAAUUCAUUAUACCUCAUUAACUUGAACAACUCGAAGUUCAAGACGAUAAGUACAGUAAAUGACGGUAUAAUUCAUGACAUCUCCUGGUCUCGAAAUGGGAAAGACUUUUUACUCUUAAAAGGACCAAUGCCAGCAGAAAUUGAUUUGUACGAUGGUGUGACGGGUUUGAAGACGUUAAGUUUCGGCAAGAAUAACAGGAACACAGUGAAGAGGGACCCGUUUGACCGACUCGUUUUAAUGGGAGGUUUUGGAAACUUGAGAGGUGAAAUUGACAUUUGGGACAUGAAAACCAAGAAAAAGAUUUCACAAUCCAAAUCUGAAUGUUCUGUGAGUUGUGAGUUUAGUCCUGAUGGAAUGUACUUUGUAACUGCCACAACGGUGCCCAGGAUGAGGGUUGACUGUUGUUUCAAGAUAUUUUCGUAUAGUGGGAAGCUGGUUCAGAGAGUUGAUUUCGAGGAGCUUUACCACGUGUACGUGAGGAACCCAAAAUUCAAAUUUCGUCAAAGAGACCCUUCCCCUUCAGUAACUCUUGAAAACUCGACCACCUCAACUCCUCUUUACAGACCUCCAGGAUCACUUUCUGGUCCCAAAAUCAUCAAACAAACCAAUAUACCAGCCAACACUGCUGUUCCGGUUAUUAAUAAGCCUAAGCUUGUUGGACCACCAGGAGCUGACGCUGCACUUUUAUCAGCCGCUUCGAAAAUCAAAAAAAAGAACCGAAAUAAAAAAUAA
Messenger RNA from Theileria annulata, 1791 nucleotides. RefSeq lists its product as uncharacterized. Gene Ontology annotation, molecular function: translation initiation factor activity; mRNA binding; protein binding. Lineage: Eukaryota; Apicomplexa; Aconoidasida; Piroplasmida; Theileriidae. The record is from RefSeq and is a predicted model, not a curated record. Bases 1 to 1791 code for a protein of 596 amino acids. Gene Ontology annotation, biological process: translational initiation. The transcript has 12 exons. Gene Ontology annotation, cellular component: cytosolic small ribosomal subunit.